UCUGAGAGCUGAAAUGGCGCAGAAAGGAGUUGAGCUGGACCAAGAAACCUUCUCUUGUUCCAUCUGUCUGGAUCACCUGAAGGAUCCGGUGAGUCUUCCCUGCGGACACAGCUACUGCAUGAACUGUAUUAAAGGUUUCUGGGACGAGAGGAGAAUCUACAGCUGCCCUCAGUGUCGGCAGAGCUUCACCCCGAGGCCCGUCCUGCUGAAAAACACCAUGUUAGCAGCUCUGGUGGAGCAGCUGAAGAAGACUGAAGCUGCUCCUGCUGAUCUCUGCUACGCCGGAGAUGAAGAUGUGGCCUGUGAUUUCUGCAGCGGGAGGAAACUGAAAGCAGCGAAGUCCUGUCUGCAGUGUCUGGCCUCUUACUGCGAGCGGCACCUCCAGCCUCAUUAUCGAUCAGACACAUUCAAGAAACACCAGCUGGUGGAGCCCUCCGAGAGGCUGCGGGACAACAUCUGCUCUCGUCACGACGAGGCGAUGAAGAUGUUCUGCCGCACCGAUCAGCAGUGUAUCUGUUAUCUCUGCUCCGUGGAGGAACAUAAAGGCCACGACACAGUGUCAGCUGCAGCAGAGAGAGACGAGAAACAGAGCGAGCUCGAGGGGAGUCGACUAAACGUCCAGCAGAGAAUCCAGGACAGACAGAAAGACGUGAAGCUGCUGCAGCAGGAGGUGGAGGACAUCAACGCCUCCGCUGAUAAAGCAGUGGAGGACAGCGAGAGGAUCUUCACACAGCUGAUCCGUCUCCUGGAGAAAAGACGCUCCGACGUGAAGCAGCAGCUCAGAUCGCAGCAGCAAACUGAAGUGAGUCGAGUCAGAGAGCUGGAGGAGGAGCUGCAGCAGGAGAUCAGCGAGCUGCAGAGGAGAGACGCUGAGCUGGAGCAGCUCUCACACACAGACCAUCACACCCAGUUUCUGCUCAGCUACGCCUCACUGCCAGCACUCACACGCUCAGCCAGCGUCCACAUCCGUCCUCGCCGCCGCCGCUUUGAGGACGUGACAGCGGCCGUGUCAAAGAUCAGAGACAAACUACAGGACGUUCUGAGGGACACGUGGACAAACGUCUCACUGACACCGACUGAAGUGACACAACCAGAGCCCAAAACCAGAACUGAAUUCCCCAGAUAUUCACGUCAAAUCACACUGGAUCCAAACACAGCGUACAGAUAUCUAAAAUUAUCUGACGGGGACAGAAAAGUGACACGAAUUAGAAAACUACAGUCUUAUUCUGAUCACCCAGACAGAUUCACUGUCUGGCCUCAAGUCCUGAGCAGAGAGACUCUGACCGGACGCUGUUACUGGGAGGUGGAGUGGGGAGGGACAGGAGUUUUUGUAGCUGUCGCAUAUAAGAGUAUCAGCGAAGCAGAAGGGACACUCGAACCGUUAUUUGGUCAAAAUGACAAAUCUUGGGGGUUAUAUUGUGUCAAUAACAGUUAUAACUUUUGGUACAACAAUGUUGAAACUCCCGUCUCAGGUCCUUGGACCGCCAGAGUCGGAGUGUACCUGGAUCACAGUGCAGGGGUCCUGUCCUUCUACAGCGUCUCUGACACCAGGACUCUCCUCCACAGAAUCCAGACUAUAUUUACUCAGCCGCUCCACGCUGGACUUUAUCUUUAUUGCUAUGAUGCCUCCGCAGAGUUUUGUUGUUUAGGAUGAUUUUUUAAAAUGCGUGUGACAACAUGACAACAAGGGUCUCAUCAGUUGUCUGGAACUGGUUCAGUUUCGCAGCAUCAGAUCUGGAACAAACCACAGUCCGCUGCAAACUUUGUUUAAAGGCAGCAGCACAACCGACUGAUUUCAACAUGUCCAACAGAGGCAGCAGCCGAGUGGGAGACACGUGUCUCACUAAGAGAUGCAGAAGACCGCAUCAGUCCACAAACAGCCGGUAAAAAGCAGACGACAGUAGAGGCAGCAUUUUCCCGUUAUGUCCCGU
Messenger RNA from Plectropomus leopardus (leopard coralgrouper), 1931 nucleotides. Its product is annotated as tripartite motif-containing protein 16-like. The record is from RefSeq and is a predicted model, not a curated record. NCBI's taxonomy places the organism in Eukaryota, Metazoa, Chordata, Actinopteri, Perciformes, Serranidae. Gene Ontology annotation, molecular function: zinc ion binding; protein binding.